Messenger RNA from Pristis pectinata (smalltooth sawfish), 1203 nucleotides. RefSeq names its product FSHD region gene 1 (gene frg1). The transcript has 9 exons. Bases 215 to 979 code for a protein of 254 amino acids. Gene Ontology annotation, cellular component: striated muscle dense body; catalytic step 2 spliceosome; nucleolus. Lineage: Eukaryota; Metazoa; Chordata; Chondrichthyes; Rhinopristiformes; Pristidae. The record is from RefSeq and is a predicted model, not a curated record. Gene Ontology annotation, molecular function: actin filament binding.
CCGGUGCCCGGCCUCCGGUCCGCCGGGUGUCGCUGCGGCCGGUGCCCGGCCUCCGGUCCGCCGGGUGUCGCUGCGACCGGUGCCCGGCCUCCGGUCCGCCGGGUGUCGCUGCGACCGGUGUCCGGCCUCCGGUCCGCCGGGUGUCGCUGCGGCCAGUGCCCGGCCUCCGGUCCGCCGGGUGUCGCUGCGCCCGGUGCCGAGCCUCCCGUCCAACAUGGCGGAAUAUGCCUGUGUGAAGCGAACGAAGCUGGUGCUGAAGGGCGUGAAAAGCAAGAAGAAGAAAAACAAAGAAAAAAGAAAACGAGAGGAGCAGGAAGAACAAGUGGUUGAUAUUGUUGGAGGAUGGUGGGCAGUUCGGAAUUUUGGAGAAAUCACAGGGAGUGUGGCAAUAGAGAUGGGAAAAGGCACCUAUAUCCAUGCCCUUGAUAAUGGUCUUUUUACUCUUGGAGCACCACAUGGAGAUAAUGAAAUCCCAGAUCCCCCAGAGCAGUUAACUGCUAUCAAGUUAUCUGAAACCAGGAUAGCACUGAAAUCUGGCUAUGGCAAGUAUAUGGGAAUAAAUUCUGAUGGAGUCGUUACUGGACGAUCAGAUGCAAUUGGAUCAAGAGAACAGUGGGAGCCAGUGUUUCAGGAUGGAAAGCUGGCAUUGAUGGCUUCAAACAGCUGUUUCAUUUCAUGUAAUGAAGAAGGUGACAUUAUUGCAAAGCAAAAAACAGCUGGAGAAGAGGAGAUGAUAAAGAUCCGUUCCUGUGCUGAUAUUGUCAUAAAGGAAAAAGAUGAGCUUUUGGAUGAAGACAAGGGUAACGUAAAGCAGUGUGAAAUCAACUACGUAAAGAAAUUUCAGAGUUUUCAAGAUCAAAAACUGAGAGUGAAUGCAGAAGACAGUAAACUACUAAAGAAAGCCAGACAAGAAGGCACUUUCCAUGAGGCUUUGCUAGACAGGAGAUCCAAGAUGAAAGCAGAUCGAUAUUGCAAAUGAAGUCAGGAUGUAUGUUCUUAAUAUUUUGGUAUUUUUACUGGAUAUGUGACUUUUUUUUGUCUCCAAAACAACUUGUGUUCAUAGAACAGGCAGUGUUGUACAGUAAUCAGUGACAGUUUCAUGUAAACUUGAUAUUUUUAAAUGCCUUGAAAUACAAUCAAAGUAACCUUGAGUGACUACUGUUAUAGAUUAAUUUUCCUGUAUGAAUAAAUUGUAAAAAGAAA